Messenger RNA from Budorcas taxicolor (takin), 5180 nucleotides. RefSeq names its product SNF2 histone linker PHD RING helicase (gene SHPRH). The transcript has 30 exons. The record is from RefSeq and is a predicted model, not a curated record. Gene Ontology annotation, molecular function: ATP binding; DNA binding; ubiquitin protein ligase activity. Gene Ontology annotation, cellular component: nucleus; nucleosome. The coding region runs from base 123 to 5180 and encodes 1685 amino acids. Gene Ontology annotation, biological process: protein polyubiquitination; DNA damage response; nucleosome assembly. Lineage: Eukaryota; Metazoa; Chordata; Mammalia; Artiodactyla; Bovidae.
UGGAUAGCGAAUGCGUGCCCGGGACCUGCAGGGGCAUCAGAGGGCCCUGGGCCUUGGUGCAGAGAGGCUCUAGGGUCUUGGAGAAACAGUCUAGGGUUCACAUUUACCAAGAGAACUUGAGGAUGAGCAGCCGACGGAAACGUGCUCCCCCAGUGAGGGUAGAUGAGGAAAAGCAACAGCAGCUUUGCUGGAAUAUGCAUGAGGACAGAAGGAAUGAACCUCUCACCUUAACCGAUGACGAGCAGUCCUGUCCAGGUUUGGGCCCCUCUCCUGCUCACCGCAUCAUCGUAGAUGACAGUCUACAGGAAGAAGUGGCUCAUAGAGAAAAGAAGAGAUGUUCCAAAGCCGUGAGCAUCUCAAAAUCAACUGAUAAAGAAGAGACUGGUGGUGUUUUUUCCCCUUUGUCUGUAAAGCUGAAUAUUGUAAUUUCUCCCUAUCACUUUGAUAAUUCUUGGAAAGCAUUCCUGGGAGAAUUCACUCUUCAGCUUCUUCCUGAACAGUGUUUAAUUCAAAAUUUUUCUGAAAAGAGUUUUACACUAAUGAGUCCCGAGUUGAGCAAUCAGUUCCUGAUCUAUGUUCAUUCAGGAUGUGAAAAUGUAAAGAAAAAAGAAAGAGGACUCAGUGAGCCAGUCAGUAUCUGUGACAAGGGAAUUCAAGUGGAGUCGUCCUUCAGCAGUGAAAUGUUACAAGAUUUGGGAUGGCUGCAAAAGAAGGAAAGAAUAAAACUUUACCAAAAACCAGAAGAAAAUAACAUUAUCAAGGUUGGAAUUUAUCUUUUGGAAGCUGGCCUGGCAAAACCAGAUUUUCUGAGUGAUGCAAGUUCAAGAAUGAAAAAGUUCAAUCAACUCAUGAAGAGAGUGAUGGAAAAGCUAUACAAUUUUAUUAUUCCAGAUGUGUUGGAAGAGGAUGAGGAAGGUUCCGAUAAUGAGCCAGAGGGACAAGACAUUGAUGAGCUCUAUCACUUUGUGAAGCAGACACAUCAGCAAGAAACUCGGUCCAUCCAAGUGGAUGUCCAGCAUCCUGCACUGACUCCUGUGUUGAGACCAUACCAAAGACAGGCUGUCAACUGGAUGCUACAACAGGAGCAUUUCAAAAGCACCCCUGCUAGUGAAAAUGCCUUACACUUUCUAUGGCGAGAAAUUGUUACAUCUGAAGGUUUGAAACUCUACUACAAUCCAUACACAGGCUGCAUCAUUCGUGAGUACCCAAGUGCUGGACCACAGUUGCUUGGUGGGAUCUUAGCAGAUGAGAUGGGUCUUGGAAAGACAGUGGAGGUUUUGGCUCUGAUUCUGACACAUACUCGACAAGAUGUCAAACAAGAUGCUCUCACUCUUCCUGAGGGAGAAGUGGUAAAUUAUUUCAUUCCAUCACAUUAUUCUGGCGGAAAUGUAAAAAAGACAGAAACCCAGAAUAUGGAAUUUGAACCAAAAGAAAAAGUUCAGUGCCCCCCUACACGUGUGAUGAUCCUGACAGCUGUUAAAGAAAUGAAUGGAAAAAAAGGAGUUUCUAUUCUUUCCAUCUACAAGUAUGUCAGUUCUAUCUAUAGAUAUGAUGUUCAGCGGAACAGGAGUCUUCUGAAACGGAUGCUCAAAUGUUUAAUUUUUGAAGGCCUUGUGAAACAGAUCAAAGGCCAUGGUUUUUCUGGUACUUUUACAUUGGGGAAGAAUUACAGAGAAGAGGACAUAUAUGAUAAAACGAGAAAGCAGGCAGUGGGGAGUCCAAGGAAAACUCAGAAAGAAUCCAGAAAAUCAGGAAACAAGGACACAGACUCUGAAUAUUUGCCAUCAAACACCUCUGAUGAUGAUGAUGAUCCUUACUAUUAUUACUGCAAGCCCAGGAGAAAUCGUAGUAAAUGGAGGAAGAAACCCGUUCUGUCCACGAAAAGCGAAAAAAGCCAGCUGAACAUCAGUCUCAACCCACAAGAUCACUGUCCACCUACUGGUAACUCUGAAAUUACUGAUGUUACUACAUCUGAAAGAACAUGUGUCUUUGAAGUCAAUCAAGAACAUUCAGCAAAGGACCAAGCUGAAUCUCUAAAUCCUGUUGGUGAUGACAUGCCACAUUCUAAUAUCAUGGGUCCCUAUAAUUCUUCCACUUAUCGCUUUGAGUGCAUAUGUGGUGAACUUGACCAGGUAGACUGUAAGCCUCGUGUUCAGUGCCUGAAAUGCCACUUGUGGCAACAUGCAAAAUGUGUGAAUUAUGAAGAGAAGAAUCUGAAGAUUAAACCUUUCUACUGCCCCCACUGCCUUGUUGCAAUGGAGCCAGUAUCUACAAGAGCAACUCUGAUCAUCUCCCCCAGUUCCAUCUGUCAUCAGUGGGUGGAUGAAAUCAACAGGCAUGUGAGGUCAUCAUCUCUUCGAGUCUUGGUAUAUCAAGGAGUGAAGAAAGAUGGUUUUUUACAGCCUCAUUUUUUGGCAGAACAGGAUAUAGUCAUCAUUACUUACGAUGUCCUCCGUUCAGAGCUGAACUAUGUAGACAUCCCACACAGCAACAGUGAGGAUGGGCGUCGCUUAAGGAACCAGAAGCGCUACAUGGCUAUUCCCAGUCCUCUUGUAGCUGUGGAGUGGUGGAGGAUCUGCCUUGAUGAAGCUCAGAUGGUCGAAUGUCCUGCUGUAAAAGCUGCAGAAAUGGCUCAGCGCCUGAGUGGGAUUAACCGCUGGUGCAUCAGUGGCACUCCAGUACAGAGAGGAUUGGAAGAUCUUUUUGGGUUAGUGGUAUUUCUUGGUGUUGAACCUUACUGUGUCAGACACUGGUGGGUUCGACUUCUCUAUCGUCCUUAUUGCAAGAAGAAUCCUCAUUUCCUCUACAGCUUUAUUGCCAAGAUAAUGUGGAGGUCUGCGAAGAAAGAUGUGAUUGACCAAAUCCAGAUACCCCCUCAGACAGAAGAAACCCACUGGCUUCACUUUUCUCCAGUGGAAAGACAUUUCUAUCACCGUCAACAUGAGGUGUGCUGCCAGGAUGCAGUGGUAAAACUCAGGAAGAUUUCCGACUGGGCUUUGAAGCUCAGUAGCCUGGACAGAAGGACUGUCACCUCCAUCCUGUAUCCAUUGCUGAGGCUCCGACAGGCCUGCUGCCACCCACAGGCGGUUCGGGGCGAGUUCUUGCCACUCCAAAAAAGCACCAUGACAAUGGAAGAACUGCUGACAUCCCUGCGGAAGAAGUGUGGCACUGAAUGUGAAGAGGCGCAUCGGCAGCUAGUCUGUGCCCUCAAUGGCUUAGCAGGCAUCCACAUCAUUAAAGGCGAAUAUGCUUCGGCAGCAGAACUAUACAGAGAAGUGUUGCGUUCAUCUGAGGAACACAAGGAAAAGCUCAAAACAGAUUCACUGCAAAGACUUCAUGCUACCCAUAACUUGAUGGAAUUGUUGACAGCCAAGCACCCAGGGAUACCUCCUACCCUGAGAGAUGGCAGACUUGAGGAAGAGGCCAAACAGCUACGAGAGCAUUAUAUGAGCAAGUGUAACACAGAGGUUGCGGAAGCCCAGCAGGCUUUGUUGCCUGUGCAGCAGACUAUCCGUGAUCUUCAGAGAAAGAUUCAUUCUAAUUCUCCUUGGUGGCUGAACGUGAUACACAGAGCAAUAGAAUUUGGUAUUGAAGAGGAACUUGCUCAAAGAGUGCGAAAUGAAAUAACCAGCAACUACAAGCAACAAACUGGCAAGCUUUCUAUGUCAGAGAAGUUCCGUGACUGCCGAGGACUUCAGUUCUUACUGACAACACAUAUGGAAGAGCUCAGUAAGUUCCAGAAGCAAGUGAGAGAGGCUGUAAAAAACCUGGAGGGACCUCCAUCUCGGCAUGUUAUUGAGUCUGCAACAAUCUGCCAUCUCCGACCAGUCAGACUUCCUCUCAACUGCUGUGUCUUUUGUAAGGCUGAUGAAUUGUUUACAGAGUAUGAGUCGAAACUAUUUUCUCACACAGUCAAAGGCCAGACUGCAAUAUUUGAGGAAAUGAUAGAAGAUGAAGAGGGACUGGUGGAUGAUCGAAUAACUACCACCAACCGUGGUCUGUGGGCAAUAAGUGAGACAGAGCGAUCUAUGAAAGCGCUCCUGUCAUUUGCAAAAUCACAUAGAUUUGAUGUUGAAUUCAUUGAUGAGGGAAGUAAUUCAAUGGAUCUCUUUGAAGCUUGGAAGAAGGAAUAUAAGUUGCUUCAUGAAUACUGGAUGGCUCUGAGGAAUCGUGUGUCUGCUGUUGAUGAACUUGCAAUGGCUACAGAACGACUGAGAGUCCGUGAUCCUCGGGAGCCAAAGCCCAACCCACCAGUUCUUCAUAUCAUUGAGCCUCAUGAGGUAGAACAGAAUCGUAUGAAACUACUAAAUGAUAAAGCUGUUGCUACAUCCCAGCUGCAGAAAAAGCUUGGGCAGCUUCUUUACCUAACUAACUUGGAAAAGUCUCAGGACAAAACAUCAGGAGGUAUUAAUCCAGAACCUUGUCCAAUCUGUGCUCGGCAACUGGGAAAACAGUGGGCAGUACUGACCUGCGGGCACUGUUUCUGUAAUGAGUGCAUUUCAAUUAUUAUCGAACAGUACAGCGUGGGGUCUCACAGGAGCUCCAUUAAGUGCGCCAUCUGCCGCCAGACCACGUCUCACAAAGAAAUCUCCUAUGUCUUCACCUCAGAGAAAGCCAGCCAGGAAGAGGACAUCCCUGUGAAGGGCAGCCAUUCUACAAAAGUGGAAGCUGUGGUCAGAACUCUGAUGAGAAUCCAGCUUAGAGAUCCAGGGGCUAAGGCGCUUGUUUUCUCAACGUGGCAAGAUGUAUUAGACAUUAUUUCAAAAGCUCUCACUGACAACAACAUGGAAUUUGCACAGAUCAGUCGUGUUAAGACAUUUCAGGAGAACCUGUCAGCAUUUAAAUAUGAUCCCCAAAUCAAUAUUUUGCUGCUGCCCCUGCACACAGGUUCUAAUGGAUUAACUAUCAUUGAAGCAACUCAUGUUCUCUUGGUGGAGCCCAUAUUGAACCCUGCCCAUGAGCUUCAGGCCAUCGGAAGGGUGCACCGGAUUGGACAAACAAAACCCACUAUUGUACACAGAUUCUUAAUAAAAGCGACAAUAGAAGAAAGAAUGCAAGCAAUGCUGAAAACUGCUGAAAGGAGUCACACGAACCCUUCCGCAAAGCAUUCCGAGGCCUCUGUCUUGACCGUGGCUGACCUGGCAGACCUGUUUACCAAAGACACUGAAGACCUUGAAUGA